GCCAGAUAAUUGUUACACCACGAUUGACGGCACGCCCAUGGCCCAGAUUUUAAAUGGAUCCAUCCAAAGCAAGGUGGUGGAUCAGGAGAGGGCUAGCGAGUUCAAAGGUCAGUGUAUUUCAGAUGCAGAGUCGACGAGGAUCAUCUGCCAGAUGGGGGCCACGGGUGGUAAUAGCUUUCUUUCCGGCGGCGGUACCAACAACAACAUGUUGACUGAUGACCAGGGUGACAUGCUGGGCGGUCACCAGCAGAUCCAGGAUGAUCAAACGCAACUGCAACAGCAGGCGCAGGCACACCAAACACAGUUACAACAGCAGCAUGCCCAAAUCCAGCAACAUCAAAUGCAGGUACAGCUGCAACAGCACCAACUGCAACAGCAGCAAUCGCAAGUCCAGCUUCAACAGCAGCAAUCACAAGGUCAACUUCAACAGCAGCAAUCACAAGUGCAUUUACAGCAACAACAGCAAAUGCAACAGCAAGCACAAGCACAGUUACAACAACAGCAACAAACACAAAGUCAGCCACAGCAGUUGUUACAGCAGCAAGUCCAGCCACA
Lymnaea stagnalis (great pond snail) is the source of this 555-nucleotide messenger RNA. The record is from the annotation of a GenBank genome assembly. Lineage: Eukaryota; Metazoa; Mollusca; Gastropoda; Lymnaeidae.